This is a messenger RNA of Gamsiella multidivaricata, 3008 nucleotides long. RefSeq names its product glycoside hydrolase superfamily. The record is from RefSeq and is a predicted model, not a curated record. Gene Ontology annotation, molecular function: beta-mannosidase activity. The transcript has 18 exons. Gene Ontology annotation, biological process: carbohydrate metabolic process; glycoprotein catabolic process. The coding region runs from base 37 to 2787 and encodes 916 amino acids. NCBI's taxonomy places the organism in Eukaryota, Fungi, Mortierellomycota, Mortierellomycetes, Mortierellales, Mortierellaceae.
GCAUUUUCUGUCCAGGCUAAAUCUUGCAAGCGUGCCAUGGCAAAUGAAUCGAGGAUCAGGAAUCUGAAUGCAAGAACCAUUGACUUGAAUGGCGAAUGGCACCUCAGCAGCCAAGACCAGUCGGUCCGAGUCAAGGCCACUGUCCCAGGGCAGGCCCACCUUGAUUUGAUACAAGCGAAUGUUCUGAAAGAAGAUCCUUACUAUGGCAUAAAUUACGUGAAGGACUCAAUGAGAAAACUGAUUGAGACCACAUGGGUGUAUGAAAAGGACUUUUUCUUGGAUGAUAGCAUGGUCUAUGCGAUCGCUAUUCUAGACUGCGAGGGACUCGACACAAUCGCCACUAUCACUUUGAACGGCGAGCGAGUCGGAUGCACUCAGAACCAGUUCCGGCGCUACUUGUUUGAUGUAGGCGCCUUUUUGAAACCAGGACCCAACAUUCUCCGGAUCCAGUUCGAGGAUGCGGUGAAGCAUGCAAAGAAGAAGGCCGCUGCUUAUCCGUAUUACGUUCCUGAUAUGUUUAAUAUGAGCACGGCUCAACAUGGGUUCCCACACCGCAACUUUAUUCGAAAGGAGCAGUGCUCUUUCUCCUGGGACUGGGGUCCGGCGUUCGCGCCCUGCGGGAUUUGGCGGCCCAUUUCAUUGAAACUGGACGAGCAGGGGAUUUUGGUGAAAAGCUGGUAUCUCAAGACCUCCUAUAAAGCAAUUCGAGACGCUUGGGAAGUUCAGAUUCAUCUAGAGCUCGUAUGCGAUCGAGACCAGAACUUAGUAGCAAAGCUACGCUUCGAUAAAGGGCUCCCUGCGACGGAGCACCAGUUAAUGGUGACCGCUGGGCAAUGUACAACUGAGCAUUCUUUUUUCGUGGAACUUUCGCCAGUUAACCGUUGGUGGCCGAGGGGAUAUGGAGAGCCAACGCUUUAUUCUGUGGAAGUGACUCUGCUGAACGAUAACGCAUCCACGGUUGCGUCGCAUAUUUUCCAAUGUGGAUUUGUCGAGUCUGAGCUCAUACAGGAUCCACUGACCGAGGGGCGGGAUGGAGAGUCGUUCAACUUUCGCAUCAAUGGCGUGGAUAUGUUUGCGAAAGGCACAAAUUGGAUCCCAGGUCAUGUCUUUGAUCGUAUGAUGACGAUGGAGCAGAAAAGGUCUCUUCUUCAGAGCUGUGUCGCCGCCAACAUGAACAUGAUUCGCAUCUGGGGAGGCGGCCGAUAUGAAUCAAAUGAAUUCUAUAGGAUAUGCAACGAGCUCGGAAUCAUGGUGUGGCAGGAAUUCAUGUUCGCGUGUGCUCUAUACCCCACAAAUGACGAAUUUCUGGAAAACAUCAGGCAGGAGGUAUCGGAUCAGACUAAAAGACUGAUGGUGCACCCAUGUAUUGUUCUCUGGUCAGGGAACAACGAAAAUCAGGAGUUUAUAGUGAAAGGAUGGGAUAAAGCCACCGUCCGCAAUCCAUAUUUAUUCACGGUUGAUUAUCACAAGUUAUACGUGGAAACCAUAAUGUCGUCGUUGAACAAAUUGGACACGUCCCGUCCAUUCAUAUCCACAUCGCCUUCCGCCGGCGUGAUAUGUAAGACACCAUACACUGAACGGUAUGUUCUCCAGGAUUCUGAGCGCGGCCUGUAUGGGGAUGUCCAUUUCUAUGACUACAAGCACAAUGGGCUGCAUGUAGAGCAUUACCCGAAUGCACGCUUUGUCUCAGAAUACGGGGCGCAGUCUAUGCCGUCGUUCAGAGCAUGGCGAAAAAUCUCGUCUCCAGAUGAUUGGCACCCCCUUUCAACCCUCUCUGUACAUCGCAAUCACCAUAAAAGUGGACAGCUCGAGAUGCUUGAGCAGAUUGAGCACCAGUUUCAGCUGCCUGCAGCCUUGUCGAAAUAUUAUCACGCGAACUUCAAAGACGUAUCUGAGAUACUCAUAGACAUCAGCGAGAAUCUCUUUGAUUUGUUCUGUUACUUGACGCAAUGUGUUCAAGCCCGUUCAAUCGUCAAUCAAACUGAGCACUACAUACGAGGUCGCAGCGAAGAUAGACGCACCAUGGGCGCACUUUAUUGGCAGCUGAAUGAUAUCUGGCCGGCGCCUACAUGGUCGAGUAUUGAACACGGAGGUCGUUGGAAACCUCUUCACUACUACAUUAAGCAUUCCUUUGCUGAUGUCCUCGUCUCAGGAUACCAGCCUGCUAAAACACGCUCGCUCCGAAUUCAUAUUUCCAAUGACAGAUCCACGCCCAUUGAAGGUCAACUAUUCGUGCGAUCGUACGACAUCACAUCUGGCCAGGCUACAACGAGCACUUCUGUCUCCUUCACCGUGAAUAGCCAUUCCAGCGAACUGGUAAUGCAAGUUACAUCUGAUCUCCUGGGUGACGAUGGAGCCCUUGCGCCACGUUUGCUAUUGGCCACUGCGAAGAUUACCAGCAAAGUAUGCAACAAGACUUACGAGAUGCUGCCUCAAAUUUUUCCUGUGCGGGAUCCGUUCCUCCUGGCUUGCCUCAAGAAAGACCCUGGAAUAUCAGUCGUGGAACUCGUCGUGAGGGAAGGAGCCCUGAGGAGCGAGUACCAAAUUCAUAUCACGCUCCAAUCGUUAUCAAUCGCUGGGUUUGUCUGUCUUGAAUGGGACAGAGAUGGGGUGGAGGGGUAUUUUGACGAGAAUGCGUUCUGGCUUUUGCCGGAGGAACCAAAAGCAAUUAUUUUUUACGGCAAGGGAGACAUGAGUGCAGUGGAUACGCAGAAGAGCGAUCUGCAGAUCAGAUCCCUCUCUGACGCUUUGCAUUGCGCGAGUACUCUUGAGACGCUUCUCUUUUAGCGAGCAUAAAUCGCAGAUUGCAUAGGAAAAAUGAUAUGGCACCCCUGGGCACUCUUUGGCAUAUUCAAACGUGGUUUUUAUCGCAUUUUUCCUAUGUGAAUCGGUAGUAAAACUCUCUUUGAGUGGGUUAUUCACAUAUUCAGCUACAUGUCGCGCUGAGUCUCGUUCAGAGAGGUUCAAUUCAAUCCCCAAUUAAAGUUUUAUUGCAGGUUUGCGCGCGA